AUGAAGGACCAGCCACGCGUUGUUAAAGAUGCUGAAGAUGAGGUGGAAAUUCUCUCUCAGCUGAACAAUGAAAACCCAGACGAAUUUAACGUUGUGAAAUACUAUGAGUAUUUCCAGCACAACGAUAACAUCUGCCUUGUGUUUGAGAUGUUAGAGAUCAGCCUAUACGACUUUAUGAAGAAACGCAACAAUAGGCCACUUCCUGUGAAACACAUACGCCCUAUUGUGCAGCAGGUGGGCAAUGCAUUGGCUAAGCUAAAGAGUAUACAAAUAAUUCACACAGACUUGAAGCCAGAGAAUAUCAUGCUGGUAAACACUUCCAAGUACCCAUUCAAGAUCAAGGUCAUAGACUUUGGUUGUGCCAUCCAUACAUCCAAGGUUCGAGUUUCAAGUUACGUACAAACAAGAUACUAUAGGUAAGGGACAUUUAUAAGUCAUAAUUCACAUUUCAAAUAAAGUAUAGAUAUCCUUUACAUUUAUGAAAUGAGUAUAAAGAAUAAUGUUAACUAGGUCUGGUUAAUUAUUUUGUUAAUUUUUUUUAUUGAAUAUUAGGGGAUAUUAGUGAUAUUUAUGGCGUCUGAUGGAGUGUAGCAGUCAGCUAGCUCUACACAUGCACACAGGGCUCUUAAGGUGGACAUUGAUUGAUCAGAAUUUGCCCAUGUGACAACACCCCAGAUACUCUAACAAAGCUCUCCGAGAGAGAAGGGAAGUCGACAAAAUAUUCCCCCUUUCUUCUUCUUCAAAGCUUUGCAUGUCACACUGUCAGAAGACAUGUCACAGAUAUAUUCUUUGUAGAAAAGAUUACAAAAUAUAGGUUCAUGGGAUCUCUGCCGAAAUUCUCAUAUUGCACAGAGUGAUAUAAAGGGCUUUGAGAAGCUGGGUAAAUCUGUGGAAUAUGAUAGAAUAUCAAUUACAUUGCAAAGCAAGAUUUAGGCAGUAUUCCUCUAUUAUUCUCAUUUUAUAAAAACUGAUCACCAUUAAAGUAAUUGGAAAUGGCUGCAGACUGUCCAUGGUCUCUCAAUAAGCUAGGGGAACUGGGAGUUGGGUUUUGCCGAGCGCUCUGUUAGCUGAUAUGUACUUGUGCUGAGUGUUUUAGGAUUCGGGGUAAAACACUUCCACUGAUAACUCUCAGGCAGCCAAAUGAAGCAGAGCCAAGAUUAAAUUAAUAGAAAUAGUGACUAUUUCAGUGACUUACAUCUAAUUUAAGUGAUUAAAGCACUAAAAUUUAAAUUAUUUAUCUAACCUUCUGACUUCUCUCCUUUUAAUAAAAUUCAGGUCCCCAGAAAUAUUAUUGGCAUUACCGUUCUGGGAGGCUAUCGACAUGUGGUCUGUGGGGUGUAUCAUGGCAGAGCUAUUCACAGGAUACCCAUUGUAUCCUGGAGCAUCGGCGUAUGAUCAGGUGAGUUCAAAUCUAAUAGAUAUCUAUGUCUAAUUAUAUAUUAAGGUCUCAGUCAGGAAUCCAGAACUGAUUUACAUAGAAAGGUAUAACAUAGCUGUUUUAUUUGCUUAUACACACUGGAGUCAAAGUGCAAAGUUAAAAUUAUAAAUUCUGUUUAAAGGAUCACUACAGUGUCAGGAAAACAAACUCGUUUUCCUGGCACUAAAUAGUCCUUAGGUCCCCCCCACCUUCAGGGCCCCCCUCCCGCUGGGCUGAAGGGGUUAAAACCCCUUCAGCCAAUUACCUUUAUCCAGUGCCGGGCUCUCUCGGCCCUGGUGACCUCUCCCCCCCCUCCGACGUCAGCUUCUGAGUGGAGCUGAAUGUCCGUGCGCAGCCAGAGCCACGCGCGCAUUAAAAACGCCCAUAGGAAAGCAUUUCUCAAUGCUUUCCUAUGGAUGUUCUCAAAAUCGCAUUGAGCAUCGGGGAAGCGCCUCUAGUGGCUGACAGGAAGACAGCCACAAGAGGCUGGAUCAACCCUGGAAUGUAAACAUAGAAGUUUCUCUGAAACUGCUAUGUAUACAUCUGAAGGGUUAAAACCUGGGAGACCUGGCACCCAGACCACUUAAUUAAGCUGAAGUGGUCUGGGUGACUAUAGUGGUCCUUUAAACCUAGUGAGAACUAUUCACUAAACAAAGAAUUGUUGUGAAUCAAAGAUAGAAAUUUGAAAAACGUAGGCAAAAGUGCAAAUAUGGAAGAGCUCUUCAACCCAACUGCUGUCAUACCUAUUAGCCUGAAGUUUGGGAUACGGUUAUUAACUCAAUGCAAUCCAUUGUUUAGUAAAUGAACGCCUUAAGGACGGAGGCAAUUUGACUAUAUGGAAUAUGAAUUUGACUAUAUGGAAUUUGAAUUUGACUAUAUGUCUGUUCAACCAUAAAUUACCUCUUCCAUAAAAAGGUAUCAACCAUAAAUUACCUCUUCCAUAUGAAGGGCCCCUACACUUAUUAUAUAUCAUUUUGUUCAGGAGAAACAGUGCUCUCAUGUUACAUCAUAUAUUCAUAUAUGAAACACAUUUUUAAAGCAUGCACAUUAGCAUACCUUUAUUUUGUAGUUUAGGUAACUUUCUAUAGACACAUAUAGCUGUAUAAUUAAUGUAUCUAUUAAAUCCAAACAGUUUCAUUAUAAGAAGUAAUUGUACUCCAACUUUUAAAUUUGAUCAUAUUUGUAUUUGAACCAGUUUUAAAUAAAAUAAAGAAUGAGUAUCCCUGUGGCAAAAAUGUGUGCGGCAUUAGAAUGUGGAGACAAACAGAUUAGUUUAUAUAAAAGGGUCAAAGUGGGGUCAGCGCUAACGUGGCGCAUCCUUCCCUUUUACUUUGCUUUGUUUUAGAUUAGUUUAUAUGCUUAGUAUCACUGUUUGUAAAGUUAAAGGACCACUAUAGUGCCAGGAAAACAUACUAGUUUUCCUGGCACUAUAGUGCCCUGAGGGUGCCCCCAUCCUCAGGGUCCCUUUUCCGCAGGGCUCUAGGGGUAGGAAGGGAUUAAACGUACCUCUUUCUCCAGUGCCGGGCGGGGAGCUCUCCUCCUUCUCUCCGCCUCCUCUCCUCCUCUACGGCUGAAUGCGCACGCGCGGCAAGAGCUGCGCACGCAUUCAGCCAGUCUCAUAGGAAAGCAUUCACAAUGCUUUCCUAUGGACGCUGGCAUUAUCUCACUGUGAUUUUCACAGUGAGAAGCGCGGAUGCGCCUCUAGCGGCUGUCAAUGAGACAGCCACUAGAGGCUGGAUUAACGCUAAUAUAAACAUAGCAGUUUCUCUGAAACUGCUAUGUUUAUAGAAAAAAGGGUUAAUCCUGGCUGGACCAGGCACCCAGACCACUUCAUUAAGCUGAAGUGGUCCGGGUGCCUAUAGUGGUCCUUUAAGUAAUUUACAUAUUAUUUCACAAUGCUAGUUUACAUUCAUUUACUUGAUUUCUCAAGUAUAAGCGCAGAAAAUGUUAGUUGCUGAUAAAUUGUGGAAAUGCAGUAAAUCAGACAUAUUCAAAGCAGGUGAUUGUGGGUAAUGAUUGAUUACGGGUAUGUUUACAGUUUUAAUAGAAGCUGACGGUACUGGCAUGAAAGGUUGUGACUUCUUGUUUCCUUCCUGCAGAUCCGCUACAUCACGGAGACCCAGGGUUUGCCCCCUGAUAAAAUGCUCGAUUGGGGAGCAAACACCGAGCAUUACUUUAGAAUCAAUGGCGAAUGUGAGGAUUUAUUAUGGAGUUUAAAGGUGCGUCCUCAUAUAUCAACCAUAACCAUGUUUAUAUAAAAUAAAAUGAUAUGUAACUCCUUCAGGAUGUGGGGUUAAGCAAAUCCUAUGAUAUCAUGACAGUCCUAGUAAAUGACCUGCCAUGAACUGGUUAAAGCAACAUUUCGGGAUUUGUAUUUAAUUUAUUUUAUUAAGUCAGAUUAAGUUUUACACACUAACAUUCAGCAAUUUGGAAGUUCCGAUGUGAUAAAAUUUCAAUAAUAGUUCCUCCUUAAAAUGUUUUACCAAGUUCCCCCUUUCUCAGUCAUCUUUGCAGCCACUUCAUAAAUAAACUUUCACAACCACAUGGUAAAUAAAAAACUAAACUGUUUAGACUCAGUUAAAGCUGCUGGGUCAGGUAAUGGUAAGACGUGUUUAUCAGUUCCUUUCUAACACUAGCAGGAAAUUUACUGAGAUAUUGUAGAAUGCUACACUGAGUGAUGUUCUCAUUCCAGAACCUAAUGGACAAUCUUGUUUUUCCUCUUAUCUAGAGUAAAAUACACUAUGAAGAUGAGACUGGUAUUAGACCAAUGGAAAGAAGGAGAUAUGUCUUCGGCUCUCUUGAUGAUAUGAGGAAGGUACUGUAUUCCUGGGGCACUCACAUUAAUCCAAAAUCACAUGGCAUCUUUCUCUCACUUCUGUGGCUUAGGAGAAAAAAAAUACUUAAAGGAACACUAUAGGGUCAGGAACACAAACAUGUAUUCCUGACCCUAUAGUGUUACAACCGCCCCCUGGGCUCCUCUUGCCUCCCUAAAUAUAGUAAAAUCUUACUUGUAUUCAAGUAUGGAGCUGCUAGCUCUGCCCCUGUUUCCCUUUGAACUGCCUCUGCCUGCUGACAUCAUCAGAAGUGGUGGUCUGAGCCAGUCCCAAUGCUUCCCACUUAGGAUUGGCUGAGAAUGUGAAGGAGGCAGAUCGGGGGCAGAACCAGUACAAGUCAAAUUCAGACCUGGUAAAUCAGCAUCUCCUCAUAGAGAUGAAUUGAAUCAAUGCAUCUCUAUGAGAAAGGUUCAGUAUCUGCAUGCAGAGGGAGGAGACACUGAAUGUUGUGAUGCUUACUUUGCAGCACUCACCCAGGAAGCACCUCUGGCAGCCAUCUGAGGAGUGGCCAGUGAAGUUAUCACUAGGCUGUAAUGUAAACACUGCAUUUUCUCUGAAAAGACAAUGUUUACAACAACAAGCAUGAAGGGAAUGAUUCUACUCACCAAAACAAAUACAAUAAUCUGUAGUUGCUCUGGUGACUAUAGUGUAACUUUAAAAAUUGUCUGGUUGGUCAAGCACAGAAGAGGUGGUGGAGCAAUCUCUUUGUGCUGAACUUUGGAUGUGAGGAGCAACAGCUUGGGUGCAAAUAAAUUGUAUGUGCAUUGUUCGUACAGGAAGACCUUAAACAUUUUGUCCCUCUACAUAAACACUUUUUUUCAUUUUGUUGUAACGUAUGUGUUCCAUUAUCCAUUUUUAAUAUGUAUUUUUUUUACAUGUAGCAUUUUAAAAAGUAUAUAUAUUAUGAAAGUAUAAAACAGGAACCUAUUUCUUGAUUUUCGCACCCCUGCCUUAUUCUUGUUACAAGAAUCUGACGAUCUGCCUAGAACCCCUACUAGUGUCGUCAGUAACAUUGUAGCUAUUUAGUCCAGAGCCUACCAAACCCAGUUGGGAGGUUGGUAGGGAGUACUGAAAAGCAGCCAAAUCCCUUACUGAAGUUACUGAAUGAUGUUGGCCCUGUGACACUAAAAAAACACAUAUUGCUUUGUAUAUUUUUUCAUGAAUGCUAACCUCACUAAAACAAAUGUCCUUCUUAUUAAAUGUUUCUUUCUCUUCAGAUAAUUUUACCAUCAAAGUUGGAGGGCAGUGACACACUGGUGGAGAUGGCAGAUGUAUGGCAGUUUCUUGAUCUGCUGAAGGAAAUGCUUACUAUGGACCCAGACAAGAGGAUAACUCCCAUAGGCCUUCUCAGCCAUCCCUUCAUCACCAUGGUUCAUCUCCAGCACUUUACACGGAGUUCAUAGUACGUGAUUUUCCUUGUGCACUGGGAAGGUUGCUUGGAAAUGGUGGGAAAAUUGGUAUCAAUGUGGAUGUAGGAGAAUCAAUCGGAUUCAUAAAUAAUAUAGGAAGCUUAAUAUAUCUACUAUAUCUACUAGAAUAUGUAGAAUUAUAUAAAUUGUAUGAGUAACCUCCAGCACUCUAGCCUUUUGCUGCCUCUCGUGAUGGUUCAUAGUAAACGGAACCCUUUAGGCAUAAUGUUCUGGCGCCCCCUCUAUUAUAAUACGUCAAAAAGCUGACCACCUCCUCUGCAGCCAUGAGAGGUGAAAGUUUAGCUCAGAGAGAGAGAGAGCUUCCUGCUCUGUGAAGGGUGUAGUGGAGGCAGGGAGCAGUGAAGUCACACUGUCCUAAAAAGGUUUGAUCACUUACAUUGAAGGGUGUCAGGGCAAUCCAAGUACAAUAAGACUGCAGUGCACUGAUUGGUUAGGGUGCCUGGAGCUUUCCUAGAAAGAAUAUUGUGAGAGUAUUUUUAACUUUAACAGCAGCUAAAAUGAUGUUUCAUUCAGGUCUGGGGAAGGAACGUUUUAUUUAACGAGUCGUCAUUUGUGUUUUCUUGCUCAUAUAAUUCCCUGUUUAUUCAAUUAUUUUAUUACUUUUUUGUCUAUUACUUAUCAUUUGUUUUCAUUUUUCCAUAACUUUUUACUCGUUAAUUUCUUCAAAAUGUUUAUCACUUCCUUGUUUUCCGUUACAUUCUUCCUUUUUAUAUAAUUUAAUCUCACUCUUUUUGUCUCUCUUUUCCCAGUGUAAAUCCUUGCUUCCAGGCCAUGAAGAUCAACGAAGAACAGGUGAGUAUAGCGAUAGUCCUCCUUAGGAUCCCACUAAAAACCGGAGGGGAACUGUUAGGGGUGUCCAGUAGAUAGUAAUGUGCAGCUGAAGAUGUAAUGGUUUCUCCAGCUUGUGGGAUGGGGAUCAUUAUUCAUAACUCUAAUUAUAACGUGAACACAGACAUAGAACAGGUAAAGGUAUGAUAUUCUAUUUUACUAAAUACACUCUUAGUAUUCAUAAGAAAAAUGUCAAUUUAAUUUGUGUUAACGCAGAGCAGCAAAUUCCGGGAUUUAUUUUCUCUCUUUAUGCUAUCAUACAACAGGAGGUAUGUCCCGAGCCUCCAGAAAUGGAGACUGAGUCACCAAAUGAAGAGGACAAGAAGGAACAGCUGAUAGAAGAAGAUUCUGGGAAGGAAGAAGAGAAGAAAAAGAAUGAACGCAACAAGAGACUUCUGGAACUUGUGAGUGCUUCCAUGGGUGUAACUGGGUGCAAGAAUCAAAGAAUCUCAGUCUUCCCUAAGCAAUGCAUCUGAGUGAGAUGAUGGGAUGAGUCUGACUGUGUGUUUAAUUGGAUGAUUGUAUGUAACCUUAAAGGGAUACUCUGGGUACCAUUACAACUUCAUCAAUUGAAGUUGUUAUGGUGCCAGGAAGUCCUAUGUGCCUCCCUAUCAUAAAGGGUUAAACCGUAUAUUACUAUGAAAGUUGAUACAUGACAUUGUCCAAGGGAUACAUUAAUGAAUAAAUUCUGAUUUAGUUUUUCUUUUGAUUUGUAGCAUGCAAAUUCUAUCGCACUUGCAAACCAAAUGGACUUAACAAAGGAAAUAUCGAGCCAAACUGAGGCUGAGCCCCUGGGAGCAUGUGAGAGUUCCCCAUCUGCACAGAUCGAGAUUCAAGACCAGGUAAGGAUGUACGCAGUAUGGCAGAUUUGUCCUUAAAGUUUUGGGUCACUAGAUAUUGACUAGAGGUAGAGACUUUACUAGAGAAAUAUCUCUGAACUUUCUUAUACACAGGAAAGAAAGAUGACAAUACUCUCUACAUUACCGAAAGGAAGAGCUUAGAACUAUACUUAAUGCUAUGGUUCUAAGGAUAAAUUACUUAUUCAGAACAAAUUGCUUAUUCUGCUUACAGUUUGAUAAUUGUAGUACUGCGUGUGUGUGAUUUAUCACCUUCCCAUGUGUGUUACUGUGAUACACUAUACACCAGUGGGAGGCAAACUUUGGCAGUCCAGAUGUUCUGAACUACAUCUCCCCUGAUGCUUUGCCAGAAUUAUGGCUGUCAGAGCAUUUUGGGAGAUGGUUGUUUAACCCUGCUAUACUCACUCUAAUCUCAUGGCACAUAGCACAGCAUAGCACAUUGUGUUGACUUGUUAUAUCCUGUGUGCUUUCUAUUUUAUUUCUCAAAGAACAGGUGAGUAUAGCGAUAGUCCUCCUUAUGAUCCCAUUAAAAACCAGAGGGGAACUGUUAGGGGUGUCCAGUGGACAGUAAUGUGCAGCUGAAGAUGUAAUGGUUUCUCCAGCUUGUGGGAUGGGGAUCAUUAUUCAUAACUCUAAUUAUAACGUGAACACAGACAUAGAACAGGUAAAGGUAUGAUAUUCUAUUUUACUAAAUACACUCUUAGUAUUCAUAAGAAAAAUAUUAAUUUAAUUUGUGUUGACGCAGAGCAGCAAAUUCCGGGAUUUAUUUUCUCUCUUUAUGCUAUCACACAACAGGAGGUGUGUCCUGAGCCUCCAGAAAUGGAGGCAGAGUCACCGAAUGAAGAGGACAAGAAGGAACAGCUGAUAGAAGAAGCUUCUGGGAAGAAAGAAAAGAAAAAAAAGAAUGAACGCAACGUGAGACUUCUGGAACUUGUGAGUGCUUCCAUGAGUGUAACUGGGUGCAAGAAUCAAAGAAUCUCAGUCUUCCCUAAGCAAUGCAUCUGAGUGAGAUGAUGGGAUGAGUCUGACUGUGUGUUUAAUUGAGUGAUUGCAUGUAACCUUAAAGGGAUACUUUGGGUACCAUAACAACUUCAUCAAUUGAAGUUGUUAUGGUGCCAGGAAGUCCUAUGUGCCUCCCUAUGAUAAAGGGUUAAACCGUCUAUGAAGGGUUUAACCCUGUCUGCUCUGCACAGCGCCUUCAACCGAUUCUGCAUUAAAUCCAAAGGCCUCGGUCUUGGUACCACUGACUUGUUCCCUAUUCAUAAAACUGAGUGCAAAAUGUAAAUUUUAUGGAUGGGUUGUGUUUAUAAUCAGUGUGGUGUGAAUUCAGGGGUGUAUCAGUGUGAGGUGCCCAUAAAUGUCAAUGUAGGGUAUAUCUGGAAAGAUAUGUCAAUGUGUAUAUGGAAAAGCAAGGUGUGUUUGUGUGUCGGGUUUGUGUACAAUAUAAGUGUGUAUUUGUGUGUUUCUUUUUCUUUUUUUUUUUGCAUCUUCUUUCUUGAUCGGAGGAAUUCCAGGGCCCAGUCGCAAUUAUUUGUGCUGUUUUUAUUUUGUAUCUCUGUGUAUAAAAUAUCAUUCAUAGUGUCACACAUAUUACUAUGAAAGUUGAUACAUGACAUUGUCCAAGGGAUACAUUAAUGAAUAAAUUCUGAUUUUGUUUUUCUUUUGAUUUGAAGCAUGGAAAUUCUAUCGCACUUGCAAACGAAAUGGGCUUAGCAAAGGAAAUAUUGAGCGAAACUGAGGCUGAGCCCCUGGGAGCAUGUGAGAGUUCCCCAUCAGCACAGAUCGGGAUCCAAGACCAGGUAAGGAUGUACUCAGUAUGGCAGAUUAGUCCUUAAGGUUUUGGGUCACUAGAUAUUGACUAGAGGUAGAGACUUUAUUAGAGAAAUAUCUCUGAACUUUCCUAUACACAAGAAAGAAAGAUGACAAUACUCUCUACAUUACCGAAAGGAAGAUCUUAGAACUAUAUUUAAUGCUGUGGUUCUAAGGAUAAAUUACGUAUUUAGAACAAAUUGCUUAUUCUGCUUACAGUUUGAUAAUUGUAGUACUGAGUGUGUGUGAUUUAUCACCUUCCCAUGUGUGUCACUGUGAUACACUAUACACCAGUGGGUGGCAAACUUUGAUGUUAUUCUUUUCUUUUCUUUUCAUGGCUAGCAUGCUCAAGAUGGACCUUUACUGGAAGAGUCAAGCGAAGCUCAAGAGAACUUUGAAGUACUACUUAUAGAGGAUGUAGUACCUGGAACCCAGGAAAGACCCGCUCAGUGUGGGAAGGAUACAUCAGAUGAGAACGAAAUCGAAAUCGAGUUUGAUGAAGGCGACAAAGAAGAGGAGGAGAAGAAAAAGAAAAAGAAGGGAUCCUGCAUGAGACGGUUGUUACGAGCCUUGUGCUGCUGCUUCCACAGAAAACCAAAGAAAUUGAAGGUGAACACACCCGAGACCUCAGAUGUCAUCAUAUAUCAAGUCCAUGGACUUUGCAAUUUGAGCAGUGAAAGCAGCACAGAUAGCUAA
Messenger RNA from Pelobates cultripes (western spadefoot toad), 9871 nucleotides. NCBI's taxonomy places the organism in Eukaryota, Metazoa, Chordata, Amphibia, Anura, Pelobatidae. The record is from the annotation of a GenBank genome assembly.